Messenger RNA from Glycine soja, 2899 nucleotides. Its product is annotated as subtilisin-like protease SBT1.7. The coding region runs from base 265 to 2547 and encodes 760 amino acids. The record is from RefSeq and is a predicted model, not a curated record. Gene Ontology annotation, molecular function: serine-type endopeptidase activity. Gene Ontology annotation, biological process: proteolysis. The transcript has a single exon. Lineage: Eukaryota; Viridiplantae; Streptophyta; Magnoliopsida; Fabales; Fabaceae.
AAAACGGUCGUAAACGUAAACGCACAUGCGAAGGAAAUGAAAAAUGUUUCUAUCCUGACUCUUACACUCCCACUACUACCCCCACUCUCUUUUAUUUUUGUCUCAAUGCAAUUAUUUUUUAGAAGCAGACAACCACCCACCGCUUCGUUACUCUAUUUCACACCCUUUGUAUAAGCUGACAUUAAAAGCAUCACUUGUUAAAGCCAGCAUCAUAUAAUUUCAUUUCCCAUUCUACUCACUCACACACACACACACUCUCUUUCCAUGGGUCCGUUUCGUAAACCCUUCCUUGCAUUUCUCUCGGUUGUUCUAUUUCUGGGUCUCUAUGAGGCAGCAGCAGAACAGACUCAGACUCACAAGAGUACUUACAUUGUACACGUGGCGAAAUCGGAGAUGCCCGAGAGCUUCGAGCACCACGCUGUGUGGUAUGAGUCGUCACUGAAGACCGUGUCUGACUCGGCGGAGAUGAUUUACACCUACGACAACGCCAUCCACGGCUACGCGACGAGAUUAACCGCUGAGGAAGCGCGUUUGCUCCAGCGCCAAACGGGGAUUCUGGCUGUUUUGCCGGAGACGAGGUACGAGCUUUUCACGACGCGAACGCCUUUGUUUCUCGGACUUGACAAGAGCGCCGACUUGUUCCCCGAGUCGAGUUCGGGAAGUGACGUCAUCGUCGGAGUCCUCGACACCGGCGUCUGGCCGGAGAGCAAGAGCUUCGACGACACCGGACUCGGACCCGUUCCGAGCACGUGGAAAGGCGCGUGCGAGACGGGAACGAAUUUCACCGCGUCGAACUGCAACAGAAAGUUGAUCGGAGCAAGAUUCUUUGCUAAAGGUGUAGAAGCCAUGCUUGGUCCAAUUAACGAAACCGAGGAGUCCAGAUCCGCGCGCGACGACGACGGCCACGGCACCCACACGUCCAGCACCGCCGCUGGAUCAGUUGUUUCCGGCGCGAGCCUCCUCGGUUACGCCUCCGGAACAGCGCGUGGGAUGGCCACGCGCGCUAGAGUUGCUGCAUACAAGGUAUGCUGGAAAGGAGGGUGUUUCAGCUCUGACAUUCUUGCCGCAAUUGAAAGGGCAAUAUUGGACAACGUGAAUGUUCUUUCUUUAUCUCUCGGUGGUGGCAUUUCUGAUUAUUACAGAGACAGUGUCGCUAUUGGAGCUUUUUCAGCGAUGGAGAAAGGGAUUUUGGUUUCAUGCUCCGCUGGGAACUCGGGUCCGGGUCCCUACAGUCUCUCCAAUGUGGCUCCAUGGAUCACUACCGUAGGCGCUGGUACACUGGAUCGUGACUUCCCCGCAUACGUGGCGCUCGGAAAUGGACUCAACUUCUCCGGCGUUUCGCUUUACCGCGGUAACGCUUUGCCGGAUUCUUCUUUGCCUUUGGUUUAUGCAGGGAAUGUGAGUAAUGGUGCUAUGAAUGGGAACUUGUGUAUCACGGGAACGUUGUCUCCUGAGAAAGUUGCUGGGAAGAUCGUGUUGUGUGACCGUGGGUUGACCGCUAGGGUUCAGAAAGGCUCGGUGGUGAAAUCCGCCGGAGCGUUGGGGAUGGUGCUGUCCAACACCGCCGCUAACGGCGAGGAGCUAGUGGCGGAUGCUCAUUUAUUACCGGCCACCGCAGUUGGGCAGAAAGCCGGUGACGCUAUUAAGAAGUAUUUGGUUUCCGAUGCGAAACCGACGGUGAAGAUUUUUUUUGAGGGAACCAAGGUGGGGAUUCAGCCAUCGCCGGUGGUUGCUGCGUUUAGCUCAAGAGGUCCCAACUCGAUCACGCCACAGAUCCUGAAGCCAGAUCUCAUCGCGCCAGGUGUCAACAUCCUAGCGGGGUGGUCUAAAGCCGUGGGGCCCACCGGGUUGCCCGUUGAUAACAGGCGCGUGGAUUUCAACAUCAUCUCUGGCACCUCCAUGUCGUGCCCUCACGUGAGCGGCUUAGCCGCGCUGAUCAAAUCGGCUCACCCUGAUUGGAGCCCAGCCGCGGUGAGAUCGGCUCUGAUGACAACGGCUUACACAGUUUACAAAACUGGUGAGAAGUUGCAAGACAGCGCAACGGGAAAACCAUCCACGCCGUUCGAUCACGGUUCGGGACACGUGGACCCAGUCGCUGCCCUCAAUCCAGGACUGGUCUACGAUCUAACGGUGGAUGAUUACUUAGGUUUUCUCUGCGCGUUAAACUACUCAGCUGCGGAAAUCAGCACUUUAGCCAAGAGAAAAUUCCAGUGCGACGCGGGCAAGCAGUACAGUGUGACCGACCUCAACUACCCUUCGUUUGCGGUGUUGUUUGAAUCAUCAGGGAGCGUGGUUAAGCACACGAGGACUCUCACUAACGUGGGGCCCGCGGGAACUUACAAAGCUUCCGUGACGUCAGACACUGCGUCCGUUAAAAUCUCGGUAGAACCGCAAGUGUUGAGUUUCAAGGAGAACGAGAAGAAAACGUUCACCGUCACGUUUUCGUCAUCGGGUUCGCCACAGCAUACAGAAAACGCUUUUGGAAGGGUAGAAUGGUCCGAUGGGAAGCACCUGGUUGGAUCCCCAAUUUCGGUUAAUUGGGGUUGAAACUUGAAAAAGGUUGAUGCAAAUUGCAAGGUUCAUCACUCACUCGAAGAGGGGUGUGUCUUGAUUGGCUAGUGAUUAUAGUAUUUAAUAUGUUACUAUUAUUACUACUAUUAAUAAAUUUAACUUUUGUUGCAAACAAAAAUGUUGGGUUUAUUUAUUUAUCCAGCUGGAAAUUGAUGAUAGCUGGGGCCUUAUGCUUGGUUGGUGUUGGUCUGUUUGUUCCCUGGGAGAAAUGUUGCAAAGGGGAAAGAAAUUUUAAAUGGUUGGGCUCAUGUGUUUCUUCUUCCCAGUGUACAGCGUUCUAAUCAUUGAUGAAUAUUAUUUUUCUUAGACCGACCAUCUUGACAUUAAA